Molecule: messenger RNA, 573 nt
Organism: Pistacia vera
Lineage: Eukaryota; Viridiplantae; Streptophyta; Magnoliopsida; Sapindales; Anacardiaceae
Product: probable pectinesterase/pectinesterase inhibitor VGDH2
Exons: 2
Coding region: 1-573 (190 amino acids)
Biological process (GO): cell wall modification
Molecular function (GO): pectinesterase activity; pectinesterase inhibitor activity
Source: RefSeq, a predicted model, not a curated record
AUGGCAGUGGAGAUUACAUUAGCAUUUAGGAAGCUAUUGAGGCCUACCCAAAGUACUGACGAGGCCAAUGAAAUCUACAAUGAAAGCGUUACUGUGUCUGAAAAACAACAGAAUUUGUUCAUGUAUGGUGAUGGAAAUAGCAAGACCAUUGUUCCGGGAACAGGGUUCAUUGCCAAGGUUGUGGGGUUCGUGAACACAGCCGGCUCUAAUGGACACCAGGCUAUGGCUCUCCAUGUUGCAUCUGACUAUUCAACUAUAUUCGACUGCAGGAUCGAUGGUUACCAAACUUCUUUGUACGCCCAUGCUUACCGACAGUUUUACCAUAAUUGUAAAAUUUCUGGCACUAUUGGUCUCAUCUUUGGUGAUGCCACCGUCAUUAUUCAGAGUUCCACUCUCAUCGUUAGGAAGUCCAAUGAUAAAGUUGAAAAGUACGCGAUGAUAGCUCCAGUUAGAAGCAUAAGACAACAAACCACUACAAUGGUUAUCCACAAUUAUACCAUUGUCCUUGAUGAGAAGCUCUUCCCUGACAGGUUACUGUUGCUAUUGGAAACUGGAGGAGUGUUAAAAGAAUAA